This is a messenger RNA of Drosophila suzukii, 985 nucleotides long. RefSeq names its product chymotrypsin-2. Lineage: Eukaryota; Metazoa; Arthropoda; Insecta; Diptera; Drosophilidae. Gene Ontology annotation, molecular function: serine-type endopeptidase activity. The record is from RefSeq and is a predicted model, not a curated record. Gene Ontology annotation, biological process: proteolysis.
AUGGCAACCAUAGUGGAGUUACAGCUUAUCCUCCUUUUAACCGCAAUCAGGUACGGAAAUUCCCUGCAUCAGGGAUCGCGGGUUCAUCAACAAAAUUACGGCUAUGCGCUGCAGAUCUACGAUCCAAAGUUUAUAGCAACCGGAUCAUUGUUCAGUGCCCGUUAUAUUUUAACGGUUGCGCACUGCUUCAAAAGGAAUACCAAACCGGAGGAGCUGACAGUACGGGCGGGUUACGACAAGAUAGCUAGGGAAUUUAAAGGCAGACCAGUGGCGGGAUUCCUCCGCCAUCCGAAAUUCUCACCUCUUACCCUUCGAAAUGACAUUGCCGUGCUGAGAGUCAAAGUGGCUAUUGGAUAUUCGCGUAGAAUUAACUAUAUAGCCCUGUGCUCGAUGCCCUUGAGGCGCGAUAAGGCCGCAAACCAACUGGUGAUCGCAGGUUGGAGUUUGAUGAAUGUAACCCAGUCGCUGCAAUCCAUUAAUGUCCGGGUGGAGUUAGAGAAAAACUGCCGCCAUUGGUUUCCCCAAUUGCCAGGCGGAGUGUCCUGCGCUUCUACUAAAAUCGGGGAAGGUCUGUGCUAUGGAGACUCCGGGGAUCCUCUGAUCACCGGUGGUGAAAUCUGUGGCCUGGCAAUAGCCUUUCGGAAAUGCGGAGAUAAGCGCUAUCCCGCCCUUUUCACGGAGGUCUAUUACCAUCGGCCCUUUAUUGCCCACGCUGUACUCACAUUGGACAGAGAAAUGUUAAAAAAACCAAGGGGUUGAGUCCCGAGAACUCUCUACAUGCCAAAUGGAUUACGGAAAAUUGCAGCUGAAUGAAGUCUACAUAUGCUCAAAAGGCAGCUGGAGGACUCAUCAGCAAGAAAAGAGGCAAGGAGAAAUUAGAAUACAUACAGAACUGAAUAGAAUAGAAUAAUAUAAAUAUAGAGCAGUGUAUGUUACAAUGAACGUAAGAUUAAAGCAACUCCUUUUUUUAAUAUAUAUGGAGGAU